Messenger RNA from Hipposideros armiger (great roundleaf bat), 1001 nucleotides. It is a transcript of the gene SLC35F1, whose product is annotated as solute carrier family 35 member F1. Gene Ontology annotation, biological process: transmembrane transport. Gene Ontology annotation, cellular component: membrane. The record is from RefSeq and is a predicted model, not a curated record. Gene Ontology annotation, molecular function: transmembrane transporter activity. The annotation marks the transcript as partial. The transcript is spliced from 4 exons. Lineage: Eukaryota; Metazoa; Chordata; Mammalia; Chiroptera; Hipposideridae.
UGUAACACAGGAGAAGAAAACCUCCUGGCAAUUUUACGACGAAGAUGGUGGAAGUAUAUGAUCCUCGGACUCAUAGACCUGGAAGCAAAUUACCUGGUGGUCAAGGCCUAUCAGUACACAACUCUGACCAGUAUCCAGCUCCUGGAUUGUUUUGUGAUCCCGGUCGUGAUUUUGCUCUCCUGGUUCUUCCUGCUGAUCCGGUACAAGGCCGUGCAUUUCAUCGGCAUUGUCGUCUGCAUCCUGGGGAUGGGCUGCAUGGUGGGAGCGGACGUGCUUGUGGGAAGGCAUCAGGGAGCAGAUGAAGAAAUCAAGUUUUCAGGACUUUAUCUCCUGUCUUUCUUCACCAUCCUCAUCGGGCUGGUGCUCUAUUCCUCCACUUCCACAUACACAGCCCAGGACCCCCGGGUGUACAAGCAGUUCCGCAAUCCCUCGGGACCUGUUGUGGACUUACCGGCCACAGCUCAGGUGGAGCCUUCGGUCACCUACACCAGUCUGGGCCAGGAGACUGAAGAGGAGCCCCACGUCCGUGUGGCCUAGGAAGAGGCCCUGCCUGCCCACUGAGGACAGCUCAGUGGCCACGUGUGUGUCCAUCAUCUCUGUAUUGUACAUAGAGAAAGGUAUUUAUUAGGUGCGGUUUACGCAGGUGGACUGCAAGGUAGCUAACCUGAAAGCCUGUAAAAGGCACAAGCUAAACAUCACUGGAGACACAGGUUCUGAUCCACCUGACUUGGAGAGAUGCCUCACUUGUGUGUAUCCUGAUCACCCCCCCCACCCCACAUUAAUUACUGAGAACAUUUUUGAAACAAAAGCAUUAUUAUUAUUAUUUGUAUUAUUAUUGAUAUUCUUAUUACACUGGGUUUCAGGAGGGUGUUUUGUACUCCUGAUGGGAACUAUCGCCAGACCCACAUGUAGUUAACAUAAAUCCCACUUUUCUAUGGCAAGCCACUUUUUAAGGAUCACACUUUAUUUUGUUUUUGCACAGUCUAUAUGAGUGCUGCCUG